This is a messenger RNA of Bursaphelenchus okinawaensis, 258 nucleotides long. The record is from the annotation of a GenBank genome assembly. NCBI's taxonomy places the organism in Eukaryota, Metazoa, Nematoda, Chromadorea, Rhabditida, Aphelenchoididae.
AUGGAAGCGACGGCCUUGGACGCUGCGACCACAGCUGGCGCCGUCCCCAGCCUCAAUGAACACCUUGAACUCAUCUCAACUCGAUAUCAACCAACCGGUUUGGAAUGGCAUGGUGAAAGUUGCGAGAUCAAGUGGAUGGAAGACUCGAGAUCUCGAAAACAAAAGUGCGUUGGAGAAACCUUGAAACACCUUCUGAUUCUCCGAUUUCCAACGUACACAAUGUUAUUGUGUUACUGUUCGAUAAACACAGCCGAUUGA